Molecule: messenger RNA, 491 nt
Organism: Pseudopodoces humilis (Tibetan ground-tit)
Lineage: Eukaryota; Metazoa; Chordata; Aves; Passeriformes; Paridae
Source: RefSeq, a predicted model, not a curated record
CGUUGCCGGGUCCCCCCUGCCGCUCCCGGGCCGGCCCCGCCGCCAUGGGCGCUCACCUGGCGCGGCGCUACCUGUGGGACGCGGAGGCCGAGCCCGACCCGCUGCACAUGCCGUCCUUCCCCGCCGAUCUGGGCCUGCCGCGCCGCCAGCCCCGCGCCAUGGUGGCCUCGGCGGCGCAGCUGGCGCAGGGCCGGGUGCCCCUGGAGCAGAGGGACUUCUGCGGCCACCACCUGCUGCGGCUGCUGCGCUGCCACCGCGACAACUUCCCCGUGCCAUGGGGCUGCCACGCGCUGCGCCACGCCUGGGACAGCUGCCAGCACCACGACUACGUCACCCCCAUGAAGGAGUUCGAGCGCGAGCGGCGCCUGCGGCAGCGCCAGAAGCGAAUCCGGCAGCGCCACGGGGACAGCGAGUGACGCCUGGGGACACCCGGGGACACCGCGGGGACGGUGACGUGAGGCCACCCCGCGCAAUAAAGCUGCCGAGUGUCA